Ascoidea rubescens DSM 1968 is the source of this 1050-nucleotide messenger RNA. It is a transcript of the gene ECM31, whose product is annotated as 3-methyl-2-oxobutanoate hydroxymethyltransferase. The transcript has a single exon. Gene Ontology annotation, biological process: pantothenate biosynthetic process. Gene Ontology annotation, cellular component: mitochondrion. Gene Ontology annotation, molecular function: magnesium ion binding; 3-methyl-2-oxobutanoate hydroxymethyltransferase activity. The coding region runs from base 1 to 1050 and encodes 349 amino acids. NCBI's taxonomy places the organism in Eukaryota, Fungi, Ascomycota, Saccharomycetes, Ascoideales, Ascoideaceae. The record is from RefSeq and is a predicted model, not a curated record.
AUGUUCAAGCCUUCGUUCCAUCGAUCAUUUGCUGGAAAUCUCAAAAAGUUUCACUCGUUUUCAUUAGCAAGAUCCGUUUAUCAACAACCGAGUUUUGACAUCAAUGAUUCCAAUAGCAGUGAUUUGAAAAAUGAUAAAAAGAUUGUUGAAAUUCGAAGAAAGACUAUAUCAGAUAUCUAUAAUAUUUACCAUAAAAAAGAACCAAUAACAGUUUUAACUGCCCACGAUUUUAUAACAGGGAAAUUUGCAGACCUAGCUAAAACCGACAUUGUUUUAGUUGGAGACUCGCUUGGAAUGGUUAGUCUGGGAUAUCCAUCAACCAACGAAUUACCAUUUGAAGAGUUUUUAUAUCAUGUCAAAUCUGUUUCAAGAGGAGUGAGACAAAGUUUUUUAAUAGCAGAUUUACCCUUCGGAACCUAUGAAACGUCUAUUGAGAAAGCCGUUGAAUCUUCAAUACAAUUAGUCAAAAAUGGAGCCAAUGCAGUCAAACUAGAAGGAGGAGUUGAGUAUCUUGAUACAAUAAAAAAACUAUCAUCAAUUGGAAUCCCGGUGGUUGGACAUAUUGGUUUAACUCCCCAACGUCAUAAUUCUUUAGGUGGUUUUAAAGCGCAGGGAAAGAAUGUCAAUAAUGCUUUAGAAAUUUUUAAAAAUGCUCUAUGUUUGCAAAAAACUGGUGCUAAACUACUUUUGCUAGAGUGCAUUCCUCAAAAAUUGGCUAAAUAUAUAACUGAGAACGUUUCAAUACCAACAAUUGGUAUCGGUGCAGGAAAUCACACAAGCGCUCAAGUCAUUGUUCAGAGUGAUCUACUAGGUAUGCAUGGAGUUAACUCCUUGCCUAAAUUUGUUAAACCAUAUGAGAAUUUUUUAGAAAAGGGAGUUUCUGCGAUUAAAAAGUACAAUCAUGAUGUGAAGACCAGAGCAUAUCCGGAAACUGGUAUACAUACGUUUACCAUCAAAAAUUCGGUGUAUUUAGACUUUUUGGAGAUAGCUGAAAAGAUUAAAACCUACCCAUUGAAAGACUUGCAGUCAUUUGACCUGGACGUAAAUUGA